CCUGCAGUAUUCCUUCCAGGACUGUUUGAAAGGCAGCCACAGCUGAGGACGAUGAAGAAAAGGAGGAGGGGAGGAAAAGAAGAAGAAGACGACGACGACGACGAUGACGAAGAAGAAGAAGAAGAAGAAGAAGAAGAAGAAGAAGAAGAAGAAGAAGAAGAAGAAGAAGAAGAAGAAGAAGAGGAAGAGGAAGAAGACGAAGACGACGGUGAGGAAGAAGACGACGACGACGAAGAUAGACAAUGAUGACGACGACGAAGAAGAAAGAAGAAGUCGACGGCGAAGAAAGAAGAAGGAAGAAGAGGAGGACAAAGAAGAAGACGAAGACGAAGAAGAAAAAGAAAAGAAGAAGAAGACGACGACGACGACGACGACGAAGAAGAAGAAGAAGAAGAAGAAGAAGAAGAAGAAGAAGACAAUGAGGAAGAGGAGGAAGAAGAAGAAGAAGAAGACAAUGAGGAAGAGGAAGAAGAAGAAGAAGAAGAAGAAGAAGAAGAAAGGAGGAGGAGGAGGAGGAGGAGGAGGAGGACUCUCCAAUUACCAUCUGAGAUGUCAAAAAUGUCAAGGCUUGUAAAGAGGAAAAGUGUAUGCUGUCCCAGCUGUCUAGAAAUGCCAUGCGAACAACAUUCGGCCAUGGGGCACCUAAAAAUUCCCUAACUCGUAAAAAUAGAAGAUAAAAUUUACAGCUGUGCAAUGUGUUGACAAGUGGGCGUAUACCAGUAAGUGGUAGUGCAGAUGAUUGGUCCAUGCCAGCCAGUGAGAAAGUGGAGCGAUGGGUCUAUGUACUGGAGCGAUGGGUCUAUGUACUGGAGCGAUGGGUCUAUGUACUGGAGCGAUGUUUUCUUAGGAUGACUGCCACAUUUUG
Chara braunii is the source of this 865-nucleotide messenger RNA. The record is from the annotation of a GenBank genome assembly. NCBI's taxonomy places the organism in Eukaryota, Viridiplantae, Streptophyta, Charophyceae, Charales, Characeae.